This is a messenger RNA of Diaporthe amygdali, 1161 nucleotides long. RefSeq lists its product as uncharacterized. The record is from RefSeq and is a predicted model, not a curated record. Lineage: Eukaryota; Fungi; Ascomycota; Sordariomycetes; Diaporthales; Diaporthaceae. The transcript has 3 exons. Gene Ontology annotation, molecular function: agmatinase activity; metal ion binding. The coding region runs from base 1 to 1161 and encodes 386 amino acids.
AUGUGGGCUGGAUCGCUUUUACUCUGCCUCGCCAGCCUUGGCGCAACCCGUGAUAUCAUCUUCCCUCCGGUCUCUGGGAUAGAUCGUACACCUGGGCAGGCACCUCUUCUGUUGCAGAGCGAGGACAAUGAUGAUGAUGUCGACCUAACCACCGAUGCCGUAGGUGGGCUGACCUCCUUCGGCCACCUGCCAUAUGUACCUUGUUUUGCUGCCAAGACCGACGAGGAUACUGGCAGCUACGACAUAGCCGUCCUGGGAGCACCUUUUGACACCGCAACAUCGUACAGACCUGGGGCGCGAUUCGGACCACAUGGAAUCCGCGAUGGCUCACGGAGAAUUCGAGGACCGCACUCAUGGAAUGUGUACUCGAGGCAGAACUCCUUUGAGGAUUGGGCUAAGAUUGUUGACUGCGGUGAUGCUCCUUUGACUUUCGUGGACAACACGGUGGCUUUGAAACAGCUUGUGAAGGCUUACAAGAUCACAUCCGGGCGCACGGCUAACAAUGCGUCCAUCGCCAAGACGCCUCGCGUCCUGAUGCUGGGUGGCGAUCAUACCGUCACACUGGCUGCUCUGCGAUCAACUAUUAAUCAUUGGGGUAUCGUGAACGUGAUUCACUUCGACUCGCACAUCGACACGUGGAACCCAAGAGUUCUUGGUGGAGGGGUUACGGAUUACGCAUCUGUAAAUCACGGCACGUUCCUUCAUAUCGCUCACGAGGAAGGUCUGAUAUCGAACGACUCUUCCAUUCAUGCUGGAAUUCGGGCGCCACUAGGAACCAGAGAUAGAGAUCUAAACAACGACGUCCAAUGUGGCUUUGAGAUUGUCACUGCCCGUGACAUCGACGAGCUUGGGCCGAAGGGAGUCAUCAAGAAACUCAAGGACAGAGUGGGCGAGGGGAAUGUCUACAUCACGGUAGACAUCGAUGUCUUGGACCCUGCCUUUGCACCAGCUACCGGCACCGCCGAGCCCGGCGGCUGGACUACCCGUGAACUACUGACUAUUCUCGAUGGCUUGGUUGGUAUGAAUAUUAUCGGAGCGGACGUGGUCGAAGUUGCGCCUGUAUAUGAUAACAACGGCGAGACUACUUGCCUAGCUGCUGCAGAGGUUGCAAGAAGCCUGAUCGGACUGAUGGUAGCCAAGCCUGUUGUCCCAAUUCGAUAA